CACUAGCGGCCAAGGCAAAUGACAUUACCAUUUGUUCGCGGAAGUGGCUUUUUUGUGUUGGUAGAAAGGGGGCGGUGGAGGGAGGAAAGGAAGAGAAACUAAAGAAGAAAAGUUUCAGCCCUCUUUCUAAAGAAAUUCAUAUGCACACUGUACGACAGCUGGCGUUUUUGAACCUUCGCAUUCAGCCACUUGUGUAAUUUAGUUAGAGGUAGGCCUACGGGACAACAACAGCUGGGAGAAAGCAAGAGGCACAAAAGGGACAAGGAGGAAGAUAGCUGGUUACCAAACAGGAAUAAGGGGGAGGAGCCUUUUAGAGGGGAAACAGCCCAUGAUGUCUCUACUAUCUCCAUCCCUCUCUCCUUCCCCUCCUCCAUCCAUUCCGUUGUCCUUCCCCUAGUGUGUGUGUGAGAGAGAAAGGGAGAGAGCAAUGCUCAGUGCACACGCAUGCAUAUACUGUUAAAUGAUUUAGACUGCAAAGUGGGAGAGGGGAAAAGGGGAGGAGAGGGAAAGGGAAGGAGGGAGGGAAAGGGAAGGAGGGAAGGAAAUGGAACGAGAGAGGGAAAGGGAAGGAGGGGUGAGCGGAUGAGACAGCAGCAGCGCAUGAGCAAGAGAGAGAGAGAGGCGGCAUCACCCAGACAGACAAGACAGAGCUGGAAGGAAAGCAAAGGGGAAUGAGAGAGCGAAGCAAGAGGAGGAGAGGAAGACAAUGAAGGAGUGCCGCUGUUCAGCCCUGCCAUUCUGCUGUUUCACAUUCAACUGAGACGGGGAAGAGAGGAAGAGGACAAGCUGAGGAGAGGAUAGAUGGAGAGGAUAUGAGAUCUGGCAAUGACUUUGUGAUUUAAACGAGUGGAAGAGAGGAGAGAGAGAGGGUGUUUAAACAUGAAUAUGGUUCUGAUGUGAAUAUGGAGCUCUGUUAAUACCAUGCUACGGAUAAUCACCUCUACUCUGUCUAACCCAAAAUAAGGAACAAUCGUUUUACAUUUUUCAUUCACUCUUGAAGCAAAGGAAGAGUUCUCAAGAAUUUAUUCACAACUCAAAGCAAAAAAAUAACAUUUUUUGUAGUAAAAUAAACAAUUAUAGGUGGAAAAAAACCUGCUCUGCAGAUUAUUAUACAAUCACCACCUUUGUCGUUACUUACCUAACAGUUAGGACUGUACAGGAAAACAUUCAGGUUGUUGUUAUGCAAUUUUUUUCUAAAGUGUUAGCUAUUGUGAUAGUAAAGUUUAUUGAUAUUAAUAUUGACUAUCAUAUAUGAAAGUAUUUCAUCCUCUGAAGCAAUAUAUGUUGUGUUAAUCCAUGUGUCCUAGCCAGAGUCUGGAAUCAGCCAGGUUGGGAUGUCAACAUUGAUUUGGUUUUAUGGCCGGUGCGACGUGGGCCAAACUUUGAUCAUUUCCUGAGUGGUAUUGAUCCCUCCAGGAGUCUCUGGCUGGCCGACCGGCUGUGGUUUCUAUAGUUAGAUGUUAAAGGCCGUAAUGGGUCAGUCUCAGCUCUGCUUAGCUGCUCCUGGGCUCUGAUUUGUGGAAGCAGUCUGUUAUCUCAUUGUCUGAGAUGUUUCUGCCGCUGUCAGGAUUUCUCAAUAUAGAUCCUGAGCAGGCUUCUCUUUUAAUGUUUGUUGCCAUGGCAACUUGCAUCCGCUGCAGUCAGAGACAGACUGAGAUGUAAAGUUAUUUUGAGUCUUUUUCUCUUUUUUCAAAUACUGGUGCUGUUCUUUCUAUACUUUUCUGUCUAGGGUGGUGAUAACCAGGAGAAACAGUCCAGACAGGACCGGGCUACUGGUGGGGUGGUGAUAACCAGGAGAAACAGUCCAGACAGGACCAUACUACUGGUGGGGUGGUGAUAACCAGGAGAAACAGUCCAGGCAGGACCAGACUACUGGUGGGGUGGUGAUAACCAGGAGAAACAGUCCAGGCAGGACCAGACUACUGGUGGGGUGGUGUCAACCAGGAGAAACAGUCCAGGCAGGACCAGACUGCUGGUGGGGUGGUGACGACCCGGAGAAACAGUCCUGACAGGACCAGACUACUGGUGGGGUGGUGAUGACCAGGAGAAACAGUCCAGACAGGACCAGACUACAGGUGGGGUGGUGAUGACCAGGAGAAACAGUCCAGACAGGACCAGACUACAGGUGGGGUGGUGAUGACCAGGAGAAACAGUCCAGACAGGACCAGACUACUGGUGGGGUGGUGAUGACCAGGAGAAACAGUCCAGACAGGACCAGACUACAGGUGGGGUGGUGAUGACCAGGAGAAACAGUCUAGACUACUGGUGGGGUGUUAGUGUGUUGAACCUCUAACCUAUUUAUGUAAAUGUAGGCUCUGUCUAGAAUUCUAGACUGAAUUUGAUGCAGUGUUCUUGCUGGUUUGCCAUGAGGUAUAUCUCUCGUUCUCUCUCUUCAACGUCUGCCGUGCCAUCUUUGCUGGUAACUAGCGUCCUGACCGGAACAGGUGGUAUACCAAGCCGAUGUCAGAAAUGACUAGUCUGGAUUAUAAUCAGAUAAUUCUACAUGUGGACAUAUCAUUCACUUUGUACAGCUGUGGAACUGUGUAGUCUUAACUGGUAUAAUCAGCUGUGUUGUUUAUGUGUUAGUGUAGUGGUGACUUUCUCUACUUGUUGUGUGUGUUUUCUAUCUGUGUGUAGGAGAAUCAGGAAAUCUUUUCAGGUAGAGGGCGCUAUACUCAGCACUCAUCUGACCUACACUGUGUUUUAUUCUGUGCACUAACAUCUGGCAGGGCGAGGGUUAAACCUGCUGUACUAGCAUUUACUAGUGUUAACCUAUGUUUGCUAACUGACCCGUUGGCUAUGUUUGUGACAUCUCGUCACUGUUAGCGACUGGUUCUGUCUGUUGCUAGCGUUGCGUUGCUAGCGUUGCAUUGCGUUCAAUUGUGAAACGCUAGCAACUCUAUACGUUCAUCUGUGUUGACAUUUAUAUUUUAGUCAUUUAGCAGACACUCUUUUCCAGAGCGACUUAGAGUUGUGAGUGCAUACUUGUUCGUACUGGUCCCCCAUAGGAAUCGAACCCACAACUCUGGCGUUGCAAGCCUAAUGCUCCACCAGGUGAGCCACACGGGACACGUUGUCUACAGCCACUAAUUGGCCGUCGCGAUCUGACCAUCUAGCCUGCAUUUAGUAUUCCACUGGUAGUGCUACAGCACUAGGACAAAUAGACAUUUAGAGCAUAGACUAUAAUGGAAGACUUUUGUAGUUAUGCGAAGACAGUUAGGCUGUGCUAAGAGCCUGCCGUAGGCUGCCGUAAGACCUUAAUAGCCCUUCAUAGCCCCUACAUAGCACUUCAUAGCUAAUCCCAGUCUGAUGUGUUCUGGUGCUCUCUGUCUGGGAGGAGACGUUAGCUAGUUAUAUUCCAGGUUCAACCUCCACUAUUCAGUCCUGUGAGCUGACAAGCCCCUGGAGUUAUAUUCCUGGUUCAACCUCCACUAUUCAGUCCUGUGAGCUGUGUCUUGUGGCUGGAGACUGUUCAUGUUAGACAUCUUUAGUUUUCUCUUUGGAUGGACUAUGCAGAUUGUUCGGACUGUAGUUAGCUCAGUGUUUCUAGUUAGGCUAGUACUGUAUCGUGCUGUGCUGUGUCAAGAAAUACACAUGCUUCUCUCAGGUAACUGACUAUUGGCGUGGCUUGUUUAAACAAGACUGUUUCUGUGGAAUCGAUAAGGAGAGAGAGAGAGGGGAGGGAGGUUUAAUUAAGUGUAAUGACUGGGUGAUGGAGUUCUCUAACAAGCCUCCAGUACCAUUCAGGUCUCAUUAUCAUCAAAACAAUCCCACCGAUGGUGUCAUCAGCCAAUGACCUACAUUCUCUCUUGUUACAUCACCACUGUGUGUGUCACUGUUUCUGUAACCAGAAAGAGGCAACUUCUCCAACUCUAGCACUUCUGAUGCUAUGGUGCUCCAGAACGUAUCCACUCUAACCAGGGCAGCAAUGUUCUAGAACAGCUCUACCUACGGUUUUAGCCAUAUCAGAAACUUCAGUCAGGGACAAGCCCAGCAUCUGGUGCUUUCUUAUCUAUCAGUCGUUUCUUAUCUAGUGGUGUCUGUUACUAGGUUAUGUGCAUUGUAUAGACUCUGGCUGUAGUUACAGAGUGAGUGUGGAGAGAGACAGACAAUCUUUGAAGUAGAGGGACUGUUUAAGAGGACAGUCUGGAGAACGGGAAAGGAGACGAGGGAGGGGGGGAGGGGGAGCGAGAGAUCAUUUGGAAGAGAAGGCAGGAAGUGGUGGAGCGAGAGAAGGAGGAAGUGCAGCGGCUACUGAGGGAGGCACAGAAAACAGUGUGGAGGAGGAGAGAGGGAUUCCAGGAGAGGAUAGGAGAGGACAAGCUGAGGGGAGAGAGAAGCGCAGAGAGCGGGAGAGAGACUGCACAGGAGGUGAUCUGGAGGAAGAGAGAGGAAGAGGGGGAGAAAGCCAAGGCCAUCCAGAGAGGACACGAGACCAUCUGGAGGAAGAGAGAGAGGGAGUGAGGAAAAGGGAGAGGGAGUGUGUAAGGAAGAGGGAGUGAAAGAGUACAGAGGAGGAAGAGUUAAAUUACUUAGGAGCAUUCUCCAGCAGCCUUGGAACCUGAAAAACAAAGCUGCUCACAGGAGAGAAAGAGGGAUAAAGAGAGAGAGAGAGGAAUAAAAAGCAGGAGGGAUAGAGAGAUUUUCCCUGCCAGAAUUGGUGUCUGGCCAUAGAUCAGCAGGUCUUAACAGAACUUUGCUAUAUUAAACUCUGCAGAUAAUCUUACUCUGUUGUAUCAACCCGUGUGUGUGUGUGUGUGUGUGUCCCUUCUGAUCUACUCGUUGGCAGCUGAUAGGGAUUUUAUGGGCCCGUGUCAGGCAAGAGAGGCUAGUGAGCUACUGUCCUGACAGACACGCUGAAACGCGCACACACACACACCACAGACUCACACACUCUGUGCCAUUUACAGGCAGUAGAGUAGGUUUCUACUCCAACACAUGCUAACAGACACAUGAGGGUAGGCCCCUUGAUUGAGUAACUCAUACCACCUGAGUUUCUGUGUCAAUAGACAAUCACAUUCUGAGGUUGUAUGUGGAAUCUCCAUGGUGCUCAAAGAUGAACAACUGGACUUAAGUGCCAUGCUACAUUAGUUGACAUGCUGAUGUGCUCAAACAGCAUUUUUCAGAACAGGUGCUACAUACUUGAUCACAAAAAUCCUUUUUGAUUCUGUCUAUUGGAAAGUGGCAUUAAUUUCUGUGGAUUGAAAGUGAUAACAUGUUGUAAGACUGACAGCGAAGACACCAAACAACUGAGUAUCACUCCAUCAGUGUGCUGGGUUAGACUCUUAGAGUGAUCCCCUCUGAUCUUCAAUCGCUCCUCUUGCUGCUCUCCUCUGUCUUGUAGAUGGUGUUUCUUGCGCAGUGUCUGCUGCACUGCCUGACAAUGACGGGAGGAUAUAAAACAGGGCGGACGGACAGACAACGGUCACUGAGAGGGAAAGAAAGACGAGCGAGUUUUUGAGCGAGCGACUGAUAAUACAGAGAAGGAGAGAAUGAACCACCGUUGUUGUUUAGACUGAAUCACACCAGUGUGUGUGGACUUGUUAGAGAAACACUGAAAUAACAUCAAACAUCUCAGAUCCAUGAUGGAGCUGGUCCCUAAAACUAAGUACACUCACUUCCGGAGUGAAUCUCUCAGUUCGAAUGACGAUACCAACUCCAACCCUUUGUCCCUCCCCCCUUCCACCCCCGCAACCCCCCUCACCCCUCCUGGGCUACCCUCCUCCCUCUCCUCCUCCUCUCUCACACCCAUCCUCCCCCCUUCCUCCCCCCGCCGGGCCGAGAACAGCCCCACCACGCUCUGUUCCUUCUUCCCCAGGAUGGGAGCCCUUCGCCUGGGCAUCUCUGCUACUCUACUCCCAGGCCUCAAGGUCUCCAUUAGGCCUCAGCGGGCUCAAGCCCCCAUGGGGUCUUCAGGGGGUAACAGUUCCAGCUCUCCCACUCCUCACCCCCCUCCUUGUCUAACAGCCCCCUCUCCCCCCCAUCGCCCCCCUCUGCAGGAUAUGAACCGGCUGGGUGGGGCGUCCAGGAGGGCGCGGGUGGAGGGGGGGCAGCUGGGGGGAGAUGAGUGGACGCGCCACGGCUCCUUCGUCAACAAGCCCACCAGAGGAUGGCUACACUCAGACCAUGUGGUCAGCACCACUGGGGUCGCCUACUCAGUACGGUAUAUGGGCUGUGUGGAGGUGCUACAGUCUAUGAGGGCGCUGGACUUCAACACCAGAACUCAGGUCACCAGAGAGGCUAUCUCAGUGGUGUGUGAGGCAGUGCCUGGAGCCAAAGGAGCCCAACGCAAGAGAAAGCCGUCGUCUCGCUGUAUGACGUCCAUUCUGGGGAAACGUAACCUGCAGUUUGCUGGGAUGACCAUCAGCCUGACGGUCUCUACCAGCAGCCUCAACCUGCUGGCCUCCGACUGCAAACAGAUAAUUGCAAAUCAUCACAUGCAGUCCAUCUCUUUCGCUUCUGGAGGAGACCCAGACACAGCAGAGUAUGUAGCAUACGUGGCCAAAGACCCAGUCAACCAGAGAGCGUGUCAUAUCCUGGAGUGUUCGGAGGGCUUGGCCCAGGAAGUCAUCAGUACCAUAGGGCAGGCCUUCGAACUACGCUUCAAACAGUACCUGAAGAACCCCCCCAAACUGGUCACCCCCCAUGACAGGAUGGCUCCGUUUGAUGGCUCAGCGUGGGAGGAAGAGGAAGAUGAGGGAGCACCGCCCCCUGCAGAUGUUCCGUACUAUAAUAACUUCCCCGGGAAACAACCUCCUCCUGGGGGACUGGUGGACAUGAGGGCCCGCCCUGGGGCUACGCUGCCCUAUGGACAGCCGGGCCAGAAUGAUAUUCACAAGCAGCCGCUUCCCCCUCUACCAAUGGGAGCAAAGGAGGGAGGGCGGGACCUGUGUGAUGACCCCUCAUACGUCAAUGUGGAUAAACCCCGCCCCGCAACAGCUGCAGCCAAUGGCAAUGCUCACAGAGAUGCGUUCGACAUGAAGCCGUUUGAUGAUUCCCUGGGUGUAUCAGGUCUGGGGGUCUCAGCGGCGCCCCCUCUGGUGGAACAGCUGCAGUGCGAGGCCUGGUUCCACGGCAGCCUGAGUCGCAGGCAGGCUGAGAGACUGCUGACCCGUGACGGAGACUUCCUGGUUCGAGAGUCAGGCACCACCCCUGGACAGUACGUCCUCACUGGACAACAGGGGGGUCAGCCCAAACACCUACUACUGGUCGACCCAGAGGGAGUGGUACGUACCAAAGACCACCACUUUGAGAGUGUGAGCCACCUGAUCAGUUACCACAUGGACAACAGACUGCCCAUCGUAUCAGCAGGCAGUGAGGUGUGUCUGCAACAACCAGUGGAGCACGGGGCCUGAACACACACACACACAGCAAUGCAACACACACACACUCUCAGAAACACUACACACAUAAGCAGUGCUGACAACAUUAAGGAAAGCCAAAAAAACACCUCUAUCACUCUUUCUGCCAAAAUCAUUUGCUCUCUGCUUUUCCUCACACCCUUCUCUCCUCCUGGACGACUCACUGUUACCUCAGUGAUCCCUACUUCUGUUCAUCCUUCCGUCAUCGAGGUCCACUCCCUCCAUCCCUCCAAAGAACGUGGGAGUAACACCUAGGAACAUUUUAUUUUCCUUCUCAUUGGGACAGAAAUUAAUACAAUUUAGUAAAAAAACUGAGCAUUAUUAAUUAAAUCAUGCCAUUGUAUCAUUUCUGAAUGAUUCUAUCAUAGUAAAAGAGGACUAUGCACCUUGGAGGGGAGGAGUGAAACGUAGAGAAAGGAAUGGAGGGAUGGGGGGAGAGGUCUUGAUCCAGACAUGGCAGAGGAAACAGUUUCUCUCACCGUCACAGAAGCACUCCAAAGACUUGUCUGAUGAUUGGACUCAUCAGAGAGCCAAUCAAAUAUCAGUGGAACACAGGAACAGCCAAUCAAAUAUCAGUGGAACACAGGAACAGCCAAUCAAAUAUCAGUGGAACACAUGAAUAACCAAUCAUGACUGAGAUCAGGCCUCCUGUUAAUAUGCAUUGACAUUUUUGUGUCCACACCAAUCAGGGCCCUCGCUUACCAUCAAGCCACUUCCAUUAAAAUACCUUUCAUCUUUGACCAUUGACCCUGAGUGAUACCUGGUGAUAUCACGGUCUCUGUAUGCAAAAAGGGGGUUGCUAUACCAACAACCAUUGUCUCUGUCUGUCCAAAUAUGGACAAGGUUUCUUUCCGGCCUCUGAAGGUGGAGUUUGAUAAAAGGAUGUCCGACAUCCGCCUGUCUGUCUGCAUGGGACUGGUCUCCCUGUCUGUCUGCAUGGGACUGGUCUCCCUGUCUGUCUGCAUGGGACUGGUCUUACCUUUCUGUCCUGAUCAUGACAAAGAAAGUGGACUUGGUUGGACUGGGGCGGCAGAAACCAUGGAGAUGACUCCUACACCAACAUACAGUGUGCUAGUCUGUCUGUCAUGUACUUUCAUUGGGAGAAUAGUGUCUUUACAUAGAGAGGGAUGUAGAGAAGACUGGGAAGGGGCAGGAGGCCGGGGGGAGGUUCCACAUCUAGAGAUGUCAUCAGACCUAGACACGAUGUCAUCUGAAAGAGUUCAAAACCAAUUCUAGGACGAUGUCACAGUCAACCCAAAUGCGACUGUCACAAUUUAAUCGGUGCUGUGUUGGAAUCGUAGUUCGGAUUAAUGCCAAUAUUUUCUUGCUUUUCAAUGGAUUUGUUGUUAAUAUCUGCUUGCCUUGACAAUCUAUGGCCAUGUCUCUGUCUGGAUGGGUGGGGGGUGGAGGGGUUGGGGGGCAUACUGGAUGAAGUGUGUUUAAUGCCGAAAGCGUUCGGUCCAGAGCAUUCAAAGCAUAGAUUUUAUCUCCUCUCCAAAUGUGCUGCAACACUUGGUCAGGAGAUUAGCUUUUAGCGUUAGCAUUAGCGUAAGCAUUAGUGUGUGAUGAUUCUUCUCAGUUCACUGCAGGGAAAACUGUGUUAUCAGCACUGUUCACAACAAAAUCUGGGAGCUUCGCGAACGUUGGUCAGAUGUUGGACUUUGACGUGUUGUUUUCCUUGGAAUUAGAAGAUAGUAGAGGGAGAGAACGUGGAGGAAUCAUCCUCUCCCUCCUUCUCUUCAUGAUAUGUUUUGUAUCUUUUACUCGUGCCUUGUUUCUUCGAUGCAGUCACCUCACUCCAGUGCAGCCUGUCACCUAAUGUACUGUGCUUAUUGUACAGUCAGUUGAUGUACUUAAUCCAAAUGUAGUGGACUGUUGGAUCCUGUCACAUGGUCUCUCAGUCCAUCAAAGACUCUGCAAAAAGGACACUGACUCUCACCACCCAGGUCCAGUGAUGCCAAUCCGCUCCUCUAUUGCACAUUCAUUCUUACUUCCUGUUGUCACGGUUGCUUGAUGUCGCAGCUCUCAUUGGAAGGAUUUCCACUCCACCUGUAAAUAACAUCAGAUCUGAUUGGUUGGUUUGAGUUAUUUGUUCUGAAAUGAAAGUCUUUAUUGUUUAGAUGUUAUUAAUAACAUGGGUGGGACAGAACCAGAUACUGUAUUUCACAUGUAAUACCCACGGAAAACUUUUCUCUCUGAAUCCAAUUCAUUUUGAUUCUAGCCAAUGAACCAUGUCCAGGUUUUUGAGGGAGGCUGAAACCAAACUGUAAAUGUGGAAGUGAAGAGUAACCUGGGAUCUGCCACCUGCUGUACAAAAUAUUUCUGUCUCAUCAGUAGGGUUGCAAAAUCCUGUGGUUUUCCAGAAAUCCUGGUUGGAGGAUUCACGGAAUUCCUGUUUAUUCGCUCGUGUAAUUCUAGGAUUAUUUUAACCAGGAUUUCUGGAAAACCGGGGAAUUUGGGGAAAGUUAUCUGAAUUUUGCAACUCUAGUCAUGAGAAAGGGCUCUCUGAACCCGGACAGGUAAUUGUUUUAUUCAUCUUUCUCAUCGUGCUUGUGUGUGUGUUGUGAGAGAGGAUGUGUGGAUGAUCAGAGUUUAUGGUUGGGAGUGUAGGGGGUUGUGUAGUUCUUACAUGGUGGCACUUGUGCUCUGUGUGUGAGGCCUUUGCUUCAUUCUGUCACAAACACACAGGAAGGACAGCUGUGUUAGACACAGACUGUUUAAGUGACUAUAGGUCCUGGAUAGGCAACAAGAAAACAAGUAUGCAAGCCCCAAGGUGUGUGUGUAAAAGGAAUCAUCUAUCCUCUACAUAAUUUGUGAAACAUUCUAGCGUUGUCAUUGUUCAUCACAGUUGCCUUUGUUGCAUGGAAAUCAUUGUUUUUACACUUUCUAUAUUGUUGUUUUGAUGUACUUUUUAAUUUGAGUUUUGAAAGCCAAAGGGUUAUUUUCAAUUAGCCUUCACAAAUAUUGAUUUAAUUUUGUACUUUUUACAGUUCUGUUGUAAUGCUCUUGUUCUUUUGGGGGGGAAAUACAUCUGUUUACACCUGUACCUGAAAUCACAGAUUGCAUAUAAAUGCAUAUGUCAUGAAUCUUUCUUGGUGAGUUUGGCUUUAAAAUGCAGUUUCUGGAUUUACACUUUGGUCUCCUGUGAUGUGUUUUCUUAAAUGUUGAUUCAUAACUAUUAAAUAGAACAUAUCCCCUUU
Molecule: messenger RNA, 10561 nt
Organism: Oncorhynchus mykiss (rainbow trout)
Lineage: Eukaryota; Metazoa; Chordata; Actinopteri; Salmoniformes; Salmonidae
Source: RefSeq, a predicted model, not a curated record